UUUAUGAAUGGAGAUUUCGUGAUUGGAGGGAUUUUCUCCAUUCAUUACUACACCAGAUUAGAGCAGAGCAAUUUUACCUUUCAGCCACCACAGCUGCAGUGCUCUGGAAGCAUGGAUUUCAGAGAAAUGCGCUUCGCCCGCGCCUUGCAGUUCAGCAUCCAUGAGAUCAAUAACAGGACAGAUCUUCUUCCAGGCGUCAAUUUAGGAUACCUGAUACAUGAUUCAUGCUCCUCUGUGCCCAUGUCAAUAAAAGUUGCGUUUCAGUUUGCAAACGGUGUAGAAUCAGCGUUUAAUGAUACAGAUAUUUGUUCCAAAUCUGCAGGUGUGUCUGCAAUCGUGGGAGAGUCUGCGUCCACGCCGUCUAUAAGCAUGGCAAGGACUCUGGGGCUUUUUGGAAUUCCGCAGGUGAGUCACUAUGCGACCUGUGCAUGUCUGAGUAAUAAGCAUCAGUAUCCUGCAUUCUUUAGGACCAUUCCUAGUGACCAACAUCAAGCAGCCGCACUGGCACGGUUGGUCAAGCAUUUUGGUUGGACAUGGAUUGGAGCAGUGCGCAGCGACUCGGAUUAUGGCAAUUACGGAAUGGCAUCAUUCCUAAAGGCUGCGCAGGCGGAGGGGAUCUGCGUGGAAUACUCCGAGUCCUACUACAGGACGCAGCCGCGCAGUAAACUAGAGCGAGUCGCAAACGUGAUCCGCAGCUCCACAGCUCGAGUUAUAGUGGCGUUUAUUGCGUCUGGAGACAUGAGGUUUCUCUUGGAGGAACUGGCACGAAAUCCGCCGCCUCCACUUCAGUGGAUCGGAAGCGAAACGUGGAUCAUUGAGCCAGAGUUGUUGCGCUUUAACAUGUGCGCUGGUGCAAUAGGAUUCGGGAUUCCCCGGUCAGUUAUUCCUGGCUUUCGUGAGUUUCUCCUAAACCUGACUCCAGAUGAAGCUCUGAAAUCGCCUAUGCUAACAGAGUUUUGGGAAAGCUCGUUCACUUGCAGGCUGAAGGGCCGAGAAGGUGUCAGUCAUGGUGUAAGAGAGUGUGACGGAACCGAGGACAUUGGCACGCUCCAUAACGCAUACACAGACACGUCUCAGUUACGCGUGACUAAUAUGGUGUACAAAGCAACCUAUGCCAUAGCAUAUGCCAUCCACGGAUUAAUUUGCAAUGACAACCAAUGCGACAAGACCAUUCAAUUUUCCCCAUGGCAGAUACGGAACCAGCUCAAAACACUGAACUUCACUACCAGAAAUGGCUAUCAGGUCUCUUUUGAUUCUAAUGGAGACCCUCCAGGCGAUUAUGAGCUCAUAAACUGGCAGUUUGACAAGGAUGGCGCUUUGGUUUUAAUAACAGUGGGCCAAUAUGAUUCAUCUAAACCAAGAGGACAGGAGUUCAGAAUGAGCAGAAAUAUCAGUUGGGUUGGAGAACAGACAAAGGUACCAGAGUCUGUGUGCAGCAAGAGCUGUCCCCCAGGUACUAGGAAAGCCAUGCAGAAGGGAAGGCCUGUCUGCUGCUAUGACUGUAUUCCAUGUGCUGAAGGAGAAAUAAGUAACAAAACAGACUCAUUGGAUUGUUUGCGCUGCCCUCCGGAGUUUUGGCCCAACACCCAGCAAGACAGCUGCCUCCCAAAGCCUGUUGAGUUUCUCUCCUGGAAUGAAACUUUGGGCAUCAUCCUAACAGUGUUCUCCAUUGCUGGGGCCUUCAUGGCUGUUUGUGUAGCUGUAGUCUUUUACAAGCACAGGGCGUCUCCUAUAGUCAGGGCGAACAACUCUGAACUGAGCUUUCUGCUGCUUUUCUCUCUGACACUGUGUUUCCUCUGUUCACUUACUUUCAUUGGGCAGCCUUCGGAUUGGUCCUGUAUGCUGCGCCACACAGCGUUUGGGAUCACUUUUGUGCUUUGCAUUUCUUGUGUUCUGGGAAAAACAUUAGUUGUGUUGAUGGCUUUCAGGGCUACACUUCCAGGUAGCAAUGUCAUGAAAUGGUUUGGUCCUCCACAACAGAGACUCAGUGUACUGGCAUUCACUCUAAUACAGGUUCUUAUUUGUGUGCUUUGGUUAACAAUAUCCCCUCCUUUCCCUUUUAAAAACAUAAAACAGUACAAGGAAAGAAUUAUCUUGGAAUGUGGUUUAGGUUCCACUAUAGGUUUCUGGGCUGUGCUGGGUUAUAUAGGACUCCUGGCGCUUUUAUGUUUUAUUUUGGCUUUUCUGGCACGGAAGCUUCCUGACAAUUUCAAUGAAGCCAAAUUCAUCACAUUCAGCAUGCUCAUAUUCUGUGCAGUUUGGAUCACCUUUAUUCCAGCUUAUGUCAGCUCUCCUGGAAAAUUCACUGUAGCUGUGGAGAUCUUUGCAAUAUUAGCUUCAAGCUUUGGUUUGAUUAUUUGUAUUUUUGCUCCCAAAUGCUUUAUAAUUGUAUUCAGACCAGACCAGAAUACGAAAAAGCACCUUAUGGGUAAAGUGCCCUCUAAGGCACUUUGA
This is a messenger RNA of Silurus meridionalis, 2454 nucleotides long. Its product is annotated as extracellular calcium-sensing receptor-like. NCBI's taxonomy places the organism in Eukaryota, Metazoa, Chordata, Actinopteri, Siluriformes, Siluridae. The record is from RefSeq and is a predicted model, not a curated record. The transcript is spliced from 6 exons. Gene Ontology annotation, biological process: G protein-coupled receptor signaling pathway. Gene Ontology annotation, cellular component: membrane. The coding region runs from base 4 to 2454 and encodes 816 amino acids. Gene Ontology annotation, molecular function: G protein-coupled receptor activity.